Molecule: messenger RNA, 609 nt
Organism: Plectropomus leopardus (leopard coralgrouper)
Lineage: Eukaryota; Metazoa; Chordata; Actinopteri; Perciformes; Serranidae
Source: RefSeq, a predicted model, not a curated record
AUGCAGUCGGCCGCAGCCAAAGUCCCGCUGGUGCACAGGACACCUUUCUCUGUGGAGGAUAUUUUGGAUCCCACAAAGUUUACAAGGAGGAUCAUCUGUGCAGAGGAUGCAGCGACAGCAGAGGAACUCAGAGCGCAGCAGCGUCCUCCUGCAGGUGGAGGCUCCACCCCGCAGGAGCAGCAGGAGGAGGAGGAGGAGGAGCAGGAGGAGGCUCCGGGGAAGCUCCGGAGGUCGAAGGCUAAAAGCCGGCGGAUCCGCACCGCCUUCAGCCUGCAGCAGCUGCAGGUGCUGGAGCGCAGCUUCCAGCGGAGCCACUACCUGUCGGUGCUGGAGCGGCACAGCAUCGCGUCGGUGCUGCGCCUCUCCGAGACUCAGGUCAAGAUCUGGUUCCAGAACAGACGCACCAAGUGGAAGAAGGAGCGGCUGCAGGAGAGGGAGGCAGAGGAGGAGCACUGCUUGACCUCCUCCUCCUUCUUCUCCUCCUCCUCCUCCUCACACCCGGCUGUGUGCUCCUCUCUGACCUUCAGUCCGUGGUGCACGCAGCGCGCUCCGCCGCCGCAUCUGUUCGCGCCGCUGCCGCUUCUGCCGCAUCACCUCUAUUACACAUAA